Messenger RNA from Arthroderma uncinatum, 474 nucleotides. RefSeq lists its product as uncharacterized. Gene Ontology annotation, molecular function: structural constituent of ribosome. NCBI's taxonomy places the organism in Eukaryota, Fungi, Ascomycota, Eurotiomycetes, Onygenales, Arthrodermataceae. The record is from RefSeq and is a predicted model, not a curated record. The coding region runs from base 1 to 474 and encodes 157 amino acids. Gene Ontology annotation, biological process: translation; mitochondrial translational initiation. The transcript has a single exon. Gene Ontology annotation, cellular component: ribosome; mitochondrial small ribosomal subunit.
AUGGAUUCGAUCAGCAGCUUGCUAGACGACGUAUACGACCGUGUUGGAACUCCAAAUAUGCCUGCUAGACGAACCCCGGCCAAUGGAGCAAACGUUGGACGUGACUUCCGCAGCCUUUUCCAGCAGUCCGAUGUUGGAAGUGUUACUCGUGCUGUUCGGGAUUCGGUUGCUUACUCGGCAGUCGAGCCAGGACACUCCAUUCCAAAGUACCCCGAGCUGAAACUUGGCCCGAAAUUGGGCCGUACCAUCGCCGUCGACCCGACGCGAGGAGUCGACGUCAACACUGCUUUCUCCAUGAUGGAGGCUCAGGUCUCUCGAAACAACAUCAAACACGACCAGAGGAUACAGAAGUUCCAUAUUCGUCGUGGACAGAUGCGCAAGAUAGUGAAAUCGAAGCGGUGGAGAAAACUGUUCAAGGCUUCGUUUGACGUGACUGUUUUAAGAUGCAUGGAGCUGAAGAGGCAGGGGUGGUAG